GCCUAUUAGUGUUAGAUAAAUAGUUGCAUCCUUGGUACGAUGGAGUCAAAUACAUUGUUAUUAUGUUUAGUUUCUGCGGUUUUUCUUCGUGAAGCCUCAGCUUCUGGCGAAUACGUUCCAAAAUAUGUAUAUCUAAUUGACGAAGAUGGUUCACCCUCCCUACCAAUCCAUGUUCGUAAUAGGCGAGAUGUAGAACAAGUACUUUCGAGAAUCAGAAGAGGUGGUGCUUAUUCUUACUCGGGAAGUAGCAGCUUACCAGACUUUAGCGGAGGAUUCGCCGGUCCUCCUCCAGAGUUAGCACAACUUCACUCAGAUAUUGCAAAAAUGACAUCAAACAUCGAACAUGAGGUUUUAUCUCAUGUCCAGAAUAUCGCUGCUUCUCACCCCACAGGUGCAGGUGCAAGCUCUGGAUCUUAUUCCUAUUCAGGAUCUUCGGGUAAUUCUGGAGGAUAUGGAGGCGCAUCAGGUGGACAUGGAGGUUCAGGACCUUCUGGAGGAUAUAGAUCUGCGCCAUCUGGAGGCUACGGUUCAGGCGGUAGUUCUGGACCCAGUUUAUUCAGCAGAAGUGGUGUUGAGAAAGGAUCUGGAAUAAAGGUGUCGUCGGCUGCACAGGGACCAAAUGCAGCAUUUAGUUAUUCUUCGUCAGCUUCAGAUGGUCAAGGAAAUGUAAAAUAUAAUGUUAAAUCUGGUCAAUAUUAAUAAUAAUUUAUACAAUAAUAAAGGUAAUAAUACACACAAAUGAAUGUGCUUAAUUUCUUCAUAACAAUUACACACAUUUAAUAUCCUAUUUUCAUAUCACUUAUUCUCUAAAGAAAAAUUAAAUUUCUUCUGAAGUUGUUGGCUAAUAUGUUUAUACGGAUUUUCUAAUUCAAUAUCAGUCUUCGGUAUCCUACAAAUUCUUUUUACUUUAGGUGACAGCAGUAUUACAUUUUGAAUUAGUCCAUAUGCACUUGAAGUGGUCCAGUACAACACAAGGCACUAUAAAAAAAUAAAAUGAGGGUUACUGGCAGCAUUAAUAUUUUUUUAUGAUUGAUUCAUGUUAAAUAUUAAUAUAACUAAAUAAG
Messenger RNA from Diabrotica balteata, 1064 nucleotides. NCBI's taxonomy places the organism in Eukaryota, Metazoa, Arthropoda, Insecta, Coleoptera, Chrysomelidae. The record is from the annotation of a GenBank genome assembly.